This is a messenger RNA of Nanorana parkeri, 2300 nucleotides long. RefSeq names its product poly(A) polymerase alpha (gene PAPOLA). The record is from RefSeq and is a predicted model, not a curated record. NCBI's taxonomy places the organism in Eukaryota, Metazoa, Chordata, Amphibia, Anura, Dicroglossidae. The transcript has 19 exons. Gene Ontology annotation, cellular component: nucleus. Gene Ontology annotation, molecular function: RNA binding; poly(A) RNA polymerase activity. The annotation marks the transcript as partial.
CGUGCUUGCGUAGUGGCCGCGCUGACGUAUUCCCAGGAACGCGUUCCAGAACGUAGCCCGGGACGUUGCUGUGGUAGCGGCGCGCGCCAUGUUGGGACAGACGGGAAGCGGCUAGGCGGCAGGUUCCGGCCGCUCUUUGUUGUUGUCACAGCCGGCUCCGCCUCUCGGUGUGUGCCGGCUUCCUCAUGCCCAGGGGGUCGCGGCUGGCGGGAGGACCAGGGUCACCAUGCCUUUUCCAAUCGUAAACCAGGGAACCCCGCAACAACAGAUCUCGAAGAAUUUUGGCAUCACCUCCCCUAUCAGCUUAGCGGUACCCAAGGAGACAGACUGCAGUCUCACUCAGAAACUUAUAGAGACAUUGAAACCUUAUGGCGUCUUUGAAGAAGAGGAGGAAUUACAGCGCAGAAUCAUAAUUUUGGGGAAGUUGAAUAAUUUGGUGAAAGAAUGGAUUCGUGAAAUUAGUGAACAGAAGCACCUGCCUCAGUCUGUAAUUGAGAAUGUUGGAGGCAAAAUAUUUACUUUUGGAUCGUACCGAUUAGGGGUCCAUACUAAAGGUAAUGUAGAUGCAGAGCCAUUUCUUAUAAUCUGUAUCGCAGUUUGCCAUUUUAUUCAUUACUGUAAGAUGUUCAGUGUUAUCAAUUCUGUCAUUUUUUUUGUUUCUUUACAGGCUGUGGAAGAAGCAUAUGUGCCCGUGAUUAAACUUUGCUUUGAUGGGAUUGAGAUUGAUAUUUUAUUUGCAAGACUUGCACUUCAGACAAUUCCUGAGGACUUGGACCUGCGAGAUGAUAGUCUGCUGAAGAACUUGGAUAUCAGAUGUAUACGGAGUCUUAAUGGUUGUCGCGUAACUGAUGAAAUCCUCCAUUUAGUUCCGAACAUUGAUAACUUCAGACUGACUUUGAGAGCAAUCAAGCUUUGGGCCAAACGCCAUAACAUAUAUUCAAACAUCCUUGGAUUUCUUGGUGGCGUUUCCUGGGCCAUGUUGGUGGCAAGAACAUGCCAACUGUAUCCAAAUGCCAUAGCGUCCACUCUUGUUCAUAAAUUUUUCUUGGUCUUUUCCAAAUGGGAAUGGCCUAAUCCAGUGUUGCUGAAGCAACCAGAAGAGUGCAAUCUUAAUUUGCCUGUGUGGGACCCAAGGGUGAAUCCCAGUGAUCGGUACCACUUGAUGCCUAUCAUCACCCCAGCCUACCCUCAGCAGAAUUCCACCUACAAUGUAUCUGUUUCUACAAGAAUGGUUAUGGUGGAAGAGUUUAAACGAGGGCUGGCUAUAACAGAUGAAAUCUUGUUGGGAAAAGCGGAUUGGUCAAAACUUUUCGAGGCUCCUAACUUCUUUCAGAAGUACAAGCAUUAUAUAAUCCUGCUUGCAAGUGCGCCGACCGAAAAGCAGCACCUAGAAUGGAUUGGUUUAGUGGAGUCGAAGAUUCGUAUUCUUGUCGGAAGUUUGGAAAAGAAUGAAUUCAUCACACUCGCUCAUGUGAAUCCUCAAUCAUUCCCAGCCCCUGUUGAAAAUUCAGAAAAGGAAGAAUUCCGGACUAUGUGGGUAAUUGGACUUGUAUUUAAAAAGAUGGAAAACUCCGAAAACCUCAGCGUUGACCUCACUUUUGACAUUCAGUCUUUCACAGAUACAGUUUAUAGACAAGCUAUAAACAGCAAGAUGUUCGAAGUGGACAUGAAGAUUGCAGCCAUGCAUGUGAAAAGGAAGCAACUUCAUCAGCUCCUCCCCAUACACGUGCUCCCUAAGAAGAAAAAGCAUUCUACAGACGGUGUAAGGCUGGUGGGUCUGCAUGACAGCAGCCUGGACUUAUCAGUGGACAGUGACAACAGUAUGUCUGUGCCUUCUCCCACCAACACCUCCAAGACCAAUCCAUUAAAUGCCUCAGGAUUGUCUCAGGGUAGAAGCAGUCCAGCAACACCAGUGAACUCUUCCUUGACCAAUGUACCAAAUGCGGAGAGCAUUGUGCAGUCCUUGAAUAAUUCCAUAGACUUGUCACGGGGUAAUAUGCAGGAAAGCAUCCCCGCUGACCCUGCCAUGUCGCCAUCCAACUCUUCUACACCAAAACCUGUGGUGUCCCGGGUGGUGACCGCUACCCGGCUGGUGAACCAAGUUCCAAAGCCUUUCAUAAGCAUUGGAGCGAAACUGCCAAGUCCAGUAGCGGGUGUGAAACGGACAUCCUCUCCUCAGAAGGAAGAAAGUCCCAAGAAAGUCAAAACUGAAGAGGAUGACACCAAUGGCUGCACUGCUGUAGACUCAGAUGAGUCAAGUCCAUGUGAAAUGGAAAUAUUAAAGGUGAGUUACUUGAAGA